AUGCCGAACUUCGAAUUAGCGCGCCAGGUCCAGCACCUCAUCGUCCAGCCGGCGGACCAACGCCUCAAUCCUUCCGAGAGCUAUCUGUUCGUCCAGGAUGGCCUCAUCAUCAGCUGCGGCGUUCUGUAUGCUCUGUGUUAUCUGUUCUGUAUGAUCCGGACGUACGCCGAUAAGACGUACCCUGGUGCUCGUGCCGGCAGCAUUCAGUUUCUCUGUUUGACCAUGGCGUACGAGGUAUUUUAUGCCUUUACGACAACGACGACCCGGUUUGAGAAGCUCGCAUUCCUAGCUUGGUUCGAGCUCGAUCUGAGCUUCACCAUUGUUGCUCUUCGAGAGGCCCAUACACCCCUUGAAAGACGGGUCAUACGGCGGAAUAUGAUUGUCGGCUUUCUGGCUGGAAUCAUGCUUCUCCAGAUCCUCACGCAGAUAUACCCAGACGAGCGCCAGCAAGUCACUGCCUACUGGACCGGAAUCCUUCUGCAAUUCCCCAUCGGCUGGAUAUGUUUGUAUCUUUUAUGGAAGGAUCACAGCACCCGUGGUCAUUCCUUGGAGAUCUGGUUGACACGGUAUCUGGGAUGCUUUACCGCAUACGGUGUCUUCCUAUGGCGGUACUUCAAUGUUCCCCAGAAUUGGGAAUAUGUCUGGUCCCCGUGGAGUAUCGGAAUUAUUGUUACAACUCUCCUUCCAGAGACGAUCUAUCCUUUCGUUUAUGUGUGGGUGCACAAGACGCAGAAACCAAAAAAGGCAUAG
This is a messenger RNA of Aspergillus clavatus NRRL 1, 750 nucleotides long. RefSeq lists its product as uncharacterized. Gene Ontology annotation, molecular function: lyase activity. Bases 1 to 750 code for a protein of 249 amino acids. The record is from RefSeq and is a predicted model, not a curated record. The transcript is spliced from 3 exons. NCBI's taxonomy places the organism in Eukaryota, Fungi, Ascomycota, Eurotiomycetes, Eurotiales, Aspergillaceae.